CCGGUCCCGUUCUAUAAAUCGGUACUUCGAUGUCGGUCAGUCAGUUCUGUAGGUACGCGUGCAGUUUCUCUUUUUUUCUGUUUAUUUUGUAAAAUCUUGUAAGAAAGUUAACACGCAUGAGCAUAAAAAGAGAAUUACAUUUUUCAUCGAACUAUUUAAUCAAGUUACUAUAAAGAUAAGUGCUUGCGGCUAAAACAAUGGAGCUGCAGGCCUUGCUAGUUUUAUGUGGGAUUGGGGUUACUGCAGCUGCAGUGCUUCUUCUCAUGGGGCUAUUCUCAGCAUCUGGAACUAGCUAUGAGGAAGCAAUAGCCCAGCAACGACGAGCCACAAAUGAACUGCUUGCACUAGCUGAGAAUAAAAAUAAAUCAAAAAAGACCAAUAAAAAAGCUAAUAAGAAGUUAGCAAAGAAGGAAAGGAAAGAAAAUAUCACAGCUGCCACAGGAAGUGAACCAGAAAGCGAAGCCCCAGCUGAAAGUGGAGUGGACGAUGAUUUAGUUCCUGCAAAGCCUCAUGUUGAAUUCAGCCCGCCUGUGGUAGUGGAACUACCGACUGACACACCACCCAACAUCAAGAUUCGCAAACGCGGCAAGGAUCCUAAAGUAAAGCCGAUAUUAAUUAACAAAGAGGAUCCGAGUUGUGUUAGCGAUCCGAGCACGGCGGCCACGCCGGUCGCGGAGGUUUCUAACCACUUUGAGGAAAUGCACCCCAAGGACGACUUUGAGUUAUUGCACGCUACACUAGAAAAAAUCUCUGAGAAGAAGGAAGAAGUAGUUGAGAAAAAGGAAAGUAAAGUUUCGAAACAAGUGAAGAGUGGUAAAGCGGCCCCGAAACAGAGCCAGGAGGCCGUUAAGGAGGAAAUUGUACGCGAUCGACCAAACAACGGCGAUGUUCCACUCGAACAACGCAAAGUGAAAAAGUUGGAAAAGAAGGCUGCCAGCGAUACGGCAGUCGAGGAGGUGGUGCCACCGCUAAACGUUCCGCAGCCGAGCGAGCUCACCACGGACAAGUUGCUGCGGAACGCGCUCCCGGCGUCUGUGGCCACGCCUCCCGCCCCCGCCCCUGCACCCGCACCGACCGCUCCUGCGCCUUCCCCGCUCGCUAAGGGCAAGAAGAAGAAGACCGAGCAGAGCGUGCUUGCGCUUAUUGGCGGCGACGGCGCCGGCGUGUCGGUGAGCGAGCUGGUGCGCGUGGUGCGCGAGGCGGCGCUGUCCCGCACUGACAUCCAGGUGCUGACCGACGCGCUGCUCAACAAGCACCACGACCAGCUGCCCGAGCACUCGGAGUGGACCGAGGGUCCAAAUGAUCCUAUGCAGAAAUUAAAAAAGCAGUUAGCCGAUAAAGAAAAGGCACUUGCUGAUGAAAUUGAAGCAUCUCAAGCGCUGCACGCUAAAUUGAAGGAGCUCAGAACGAACCUGAACGCGGAGCGCGGGCGCGCCUCCGCCGCCAGCCGCGCGGCCGAGCAGGCGGCCAGCGCCGCGCGCGCCGAGCUGCACACCCUGCAGGCCCGUCUGCAGCGCCUGCUCGACGACAACCACGCGCUCGCGCAGGACAAGCUCAUGCUUCAAUCCAAGCUGAGCGAGGAGAACGAGGCACAGGCGCAGCGCGUCCAGAUGGAAAUGCACAUCCAGAGGUUAUCGGAGGCGGAGGCGGCGCUGGUGGCGCAGCUGGGCGCGCUGCAGGCGGAGGCGGGCGCGCGCGCGGUGGAGGCGGGGCAGGCGCGCUGCGACGCGGCGGCGGCGCGCGACGCGGCGCUGCUCGCGCAGCAGCACGGCGCCGAGCUCGCGCAGCAGCUGCAGGAGGCCAACCGCGCAUACGCGGAGCUGGAGCAGCAGCGGCAGUGCGCCGUGCACGCGGAGCAACUCGCGCAGCAGGAGCUGCGGCAGCUGCAGGCGCGCCUCGCGGGUCUUACUGAACUUCAAAACGACGUGCAGCGUCUCACGAGCCGCGCGCAGGCCGCCGAGAGCGCGGCAGAAAAACUUAAAGAGGAAAUGGAGAAGGAUAAGCAAGGGUUAUCAAAGGAGAUCACACAAUUGCGAGAACAACUUGCCACCCGCGAGACUGAGUUGGCUGAACUGAAGCAACUAAAAGCGGUACCUGCCCAAAAUGGAUUGCCUCCUAUUGACGGACAAAAGGCAGCGGAACUUGCUAAAGUUGAAAGCGUAGUCGAAUCUCUUCGGAAUGAACUUGCAUUAGCACAGAAGAGUAGUUCAGAACAAAAGGAACAGCUGGCGAGCAUGCAGGCACAACUCGCUCAGUACAGGGAGAAAAACAACGAGUUACGAACUAAAAACUGGAAAGUAAUGGAGGCGUUACAAACAGCCGAAAAGGCUCUCGCGACGAGAGCGACGCCCGCGAUGCCGGCCCAAGACGCCGAAGCUGUGACCAGAGCCGAGGCGCAACAUUUUAAUGAAGUAGCAAAUGUCCUGCGAUCUGUAUGUCCCACGAUCGCUCCCACUUCUAAGGUGGGAAUGGAAUGGCUGCAAACUUUUGCCGACACACUCAAAAAAGAACUUGAAACCAAGGAAGCGGAGAAGAAACGCGUGGAACAGGACCUCGCAGCGAAACUGUUGGAAAAAGACAACGAGAAGAAGCAACUAGAAAUCGUGCUGCAUAGAAAAUUACAAGAAAAAGAAUCGUUAGCGAAGGAAAUCGAGAGUAAAAUGCGACAACAGAUACAAGAGAGAGAGCAAAAGUUGGAAGAAGAAUUGACCUUUAGAAAGAAAGUGGAGAGCGAGCUGCAUAAGAAGCAAGAAGUUAAAGAAAGAGCGGAGGCGACGGAUGAGUCUCGCGUUAAAGAUUUGGAAGCACAGAAUGAGCACUUGCAGGGCCUCGUAGACAAGUACAAAAGAAUAAUCGACGACACCGAAGGCGUGCUGAGCCGCCUGCAGCAGAACGUGACGCGCGAGGAGCAGCGCUGGGCGCAGCAGCUCGCCGACAAGCAGCGCGACCUGGACGCCCUGCGCUCCAGCACCGUGCUGCAGAUGCAGAAUAAAAUUGAUUUUCUACAGGCAGAGUUACAGAAGUUGCAAGCAAAGAACCACAGUAGUAGUUUUGCGGAUGCAGAAAGACUAACAGAGGAAAGAUUGAUGGCAGGUUUAUCUGAUAAACAUGAGACAGACGUGCGCAAUGGACCAAUACAGGUUGGACUAGUUGAGAAUUAACAAAUAGAUAAUACAAUGUACAAAUCUGUUUUGGAGCGCAACCCGUAACUCCGGGCGUCAACCGCACUCGCCUUCACUGCCGCUUAUACGAUAAGGUCUUUUCGAUAAAUAUCUAACAAACAUAAAAAUAGGUUAAACUGAAAUAUUUUGUAUGAUAGGCACUUUAUUUUUUGUAGUACGUGGUCUAAAAACUAUAACAGGUCAGCGAAUUGACCAGAUGUCUAAAUUAUUAUUAAGGUAUUAUAACUGUGCAUUGUAAAUCUAGAUGUUUAAAAAUUUAUACCACUUAAUUUUGUAUAACGCUCAACCGUCAAGAGUUUGUUUUACAAAUAUUUUCUACAAUUUAGUUCCUAACUUUUAAAUUUUCAUAAAAUCAUCCGCAAAUAUAUCCAUAAUGUAAAACACGAAACAGAGAUGCAGUGAAUGAGUGAUGCUAUUGCUGGAAGUAUAACGAAUUAGAUGGGUCCUCGGAAUAUCACAACCGAAAAUAUUAUUGAUGUAUAAAAUCACAUAAUAUCUUCUUACAUAAUAAGAUUUCAUGUGAUACAUAAUAAUAUUACAAUAAACUGAGCUCCAAGAAAUAGUUUCUUUUAAUAUUUUUAUUGAAAUAGUUAUAAUUGAAUAAAAGAUUCAAUUAUAUUAUUAUUUACUCAGCCUCAAAUUAUUAUUAUUUAAAAAUAUAUGUUUAUUCUUGAACUAUUGACCUCUAUUGAUAUCUGAAAUUGGUUAGUUGCAAUAAUAAAGAUUGUUUUAUUUUUUUUAAAUUAAAUAUACCUAUUGGUUAUUAUAACUAUAACGUAAUAUGAUGAAUAUGACAUGAAAUUUUAAUUCCUAGUAGAUAUAAAGUGUAUGUUGGUCAGUUGUAUUUAGGACUGUAUUAGUUAAAGAAUUGUAGGGAACAUCAUGUAGCGUCAACAAUCUGAUUGCGAUUUAUCAAUUUGUUGAAUGUUUCAUUAAUGCGACUCGUGAUUUAAAGAUAGUAAACUAAUUUAAAAAUUUCGAUAGAAUAUUUUACAAUAGAAAAAUAAGAACAAACUUAUGCAAGAAUUUAAAAUGAAAAUUGUGAUACAAUUAUAUAGCUUUGUUUAGUUAUUCUAUUGAUUCCAAAUAUGUAAUAAUAAUCUUUUUGAUUUUAUUGGAAUAUUUUUUGUCUUCUUUCAAUCUUUAAAUCGCGUUUCAAAAUUUUUUAUUGUGAUCAUUUAAUCAAACUAGUGUAACACAAAAUUUAGUUACGUAUAUAUGUAGUUAAACGGAUGUUUUUGUCUAUUUCAACUAUCAUGUUGCUUUUUAAUAUAACUUUAGUAAUAUAUUUUAAAAUGAAAAAAAAAAUUGAACUUGGCAGAUUAGUUUUAUUUGCAAAACCGUCUUUACUAAAUCGUGUGUGCAUUUUAUUUAUUUAAGGGAAUGUUAUUUACUAUUUAGAGGUAUAUUAUUUAUAACUUUUGUACUAGUGCAUAAUCAUUUCUGUCAGUGCCUUAGAAUAAGAUUUAAAUUUGAUAAGCUGACUGUUUAAUUUCUAGUAAUAAUGAAAUAAAAUGCAUGUUAAUGGUUAAGUUAUUAUUGAAUUGUAACAAUUUUUUUAAUCUGUUGGAUACACUGAUACAAUUUAAUGACUUAGGAUGCGUUGAAUGUUGGCGUAAAAUUAAAAAAAAAGAAUACUAGCUGCUUACUUCUAAAUUUUUUGAAAGCUCGUAAUAUAAAUUUCAUGCAAAUUGUACAAAUAGCGCCAACACUGAAAACCGCAUAAUUAUAAAAUAAUUGUCGUGUCAAAAGUCCUGAGUAUUGUAUUUGUUGUAGUCAUAAUGAACUUAAGUGUGUAAGCCAAUUUAUAUGAAAAUUCAUAUACUAGAUAAAGACAUUAUAAAAUAAAAUAUUUCUAUGAUU
Messenger RNA from Nymphalis io (European peacock), 5045 nucleotides. RefSeq names its product ribosome-binding protein 1-like. Lineage: Eukaryota; Metazoa; Arthropoda; Insecta; Lepidoptera; Nymphalidae. Gene Ontology annotation, cellular component: endoplasmic reticulum membrane. The record is from RefSeq and is a predicted model, not a curated record. Bases 198 to 3161 code for a protein of 987 amino acids. The transcript is spliced from 21 exons. Gene Ontology annotation, biological process: protein transport.